This is a messenger RNA of Ooceraea biroi (clonal raider ant), 2172 nucleotides long. RefSeq names its product odorant receptor 4. Gene Ontology annotation, molecular function: odorant binding; olfactory receptor activity. NCBI's taxonomy places the organism in Eukaryota, Metazoa, Arthropoda, Insecta, Hymenoptera, Formicidae. Gene Ontology annotation, biological process: detection of chemical stimulus involved in sensory perception of smell; sensory perception of smell. The record is from RefSeq and is a predicted model, not a curated record. Gene Ontology annotation, cellular component: plasma membrane.
AGAAUAUAUUUUUUUAAUCGUUAUAUAAUUUAUAAUUAUUUCAGGUAAUUAAAUCUGCAUUGGCAUAUUUAAAUUUAUUUCGAACAUUCAUUAUGUAAAUAAUAAUGCAACCCCACAGUAAAAAAUAACGAUAUAUAAGAGAUGUUGGAAUUUUCUGGAAAUUAUUAUAUAUGAUGCAUGAUUUGUAGAAUAAAAAACAGUUUUAUAGCGAUUCGUACAAUUUACGUUUACAUUAAACAAUUUCAUAAGACCAUGCAAGAAUACAAUACUAAUCUUAUUUACAGAUCCCGAAAGCAUCCAUAAUUAGACAUAUUUAACUGAAUUUCGCGAAAUGAUACAGUAUAAAAUAAUUUAUAUUCGUUCUAUAAGUAUUACAUUCAUUAUUACGUUCCAUAAAUAUUACAGUUUCAUUAUUAUAUAUUUUUUACAGAUUGUGCAUAAAUUUGAUGAAAACUAUAUCAUAUAUGUUGCGCGUGCGCGCGUGUGUGUAUAUGCUGGCAUAUUUGCUACUAACAUAUUACAAAUUUUCGUUUACAUAAACAUAAGUUUGAAAUAGAUAAAAGCUCAUUGGACAAUCGCACAGGAUAAUUAACAGGAUUGAAAUUAAUCAAAUGCAAUGAAAUAUUAAAAUGCACAGUUACAUUCCGGGCAGUCAUCACCUGAUCGCAAUACCUUCGUUGCGUUACGCACUUCGGAAGGCUACGUAUAAACCUGCUCAACUAUGUUAAAACUCCAUGAACUUCACAUCCACUUCCAUCUGUCAUUGAAGUUCUGCACGCAAGAGGGACGAACCCCUCGUACACGACUGCCGUUUGCUACAAUGACUUCUUUAUACACGGCAGACAUCGUAGCACACAUGCACGCAACCCGGAAUCAUUAUUCCCCGCGCUUGCGUCACGUCGCGAGCGCGGGGACACCGUCAUCCGCGCGUUUCAGUCCGUGUUGCACCUUGUGGACGAUAGCAUGUACGAUCAAUGCCAACUUGCGAACAAGAUUCAGGUGUACAAUGUGCACCACCAGCGUGACAUACGCUACGCCACACAAUUGUCUCGGUGGAUCCUGAAGCCGAUUGGCAUCUGGCAUCUGAUCUACGCGCGCUCGUCGCGGGUAGAGAAGCUGUUCUCGGUAACGAUGAUCUUCGUGUGCUUCGCUGUUUUGUUCUUCGUGCUCGUGCCUUCCAGCCCGUACGUUCUCUUCAGCAAGAACAACAUCAGCACGAAAGCCAAGCUACUCGGUCCGGUGUUGUUCUGCCUGACUUCCGCAGUCAAGUACUAUUUCCUCGGUACGCGCGGCGAGAUGAUCGGCAGAUGCGUUAACCAAAUGGAGGAUGACUGGCGGAUCGUGCGACAUCAGGAUCACCGCAAGAUGAUGCUGGACAACGCACUGGUGGGACGGAGGCUUACCACGCUGAGCGUGAUCUUCCUUUACACUGGCGGACUGUCAUAUCACAUAAUCUUGCCAUUCUCUACCAAGAAAGGGUUGAACAAUACCUUCACGAAUAAGCCACUGAUUUAUCAGGGUUACGACGUGUACUUCGACUCACAAGCAAGUCCUGCUUAUGAUAUUGUCUUUUCUGUGCAUUGCGUGUCCGCUGUGAUCCAGUAUAACAUCACGACGGCUGCUUGCAGCUUGGCAGCGAUCUUCGUGAUGCACGUGUGCGGACAGGUGCAAAUACUGAUGACGAUGCUGGGCGACUUGGUCGAGGGGGAGCGUGACAAGGGCACCAGCGUAGAAGAACGUUUGGGCGUGAUAGCGAGAUAUCACGUACGCGUGCUGAGAUUCGCGGUCGACGUGGAAGAAGUAUUACGCGAAAUGUGCUUAAUGGAACUGGUGGCCGCAACAUUUAUCAUAUGUUUGCUCGAGUACUACAUCAUGACAGAAUGGGAAAACAGCGACGUUUUAGGUAUCGCUACGUAUUUCAUUUUGUUCAUAUCUCUAUCGUUCAACUUUCUAAUAUUCUGUUAUAUCGGCGAACUCCUCGUGGAAGAGUACAGUAAAAUAGCUUCAGCUGUGUAUGGAAUAAAUUGGUACGAUUUACCUGGCCAUAAAGCUCUCCAUCUCGUAAUGAUCAUUACGAUGUCUCAAUAUCCACCUAAACUUACAGCUGGCAAGUUUGUUGAUUUCUCCCUCAGUACUUUUAGCACCGUGAGUUCUAGAGAUAUUUGCUAUUAA